UUAGCUGCAAUUCUGCCUUAAGCUUUCUGGUAUUGCUAUCUAGUCUCUUUCGUAAGAUUUCGUUCCGUUGGACAGCCAACUGCGCGUGCACUCUCGCUAGCCGCCUCUCUAAAUCCACAGCGCCCUCUUGAGUUGGGCCUUUCGAGCCUCCCCGUCCUCGUUACCUCCAUCUCCACCCUCUUCCAAUGACAUAUUCCCACUAUCGUCUUCCUUCCUCAGCUACUGGCAAAACAGAAGGUGUUGCGUCUGGUGUAUACUAUGGCGUCGCGUCCCUGUCGCGCGGUUUGGGAGAAGAGUAUUCCAGGGCACUUUGUGUUGCCACAGAGGACGAUAUUUACUUUGAGUCUGCCUAGCGGACAGAAGAUCAGUUUGGGUCUUGUUUUUGCUUUGAGAUUCUUGGUCUGCAUCACCUACAGCAUCCGCAUCAUAGCUCUCUAUCUAGUAGCCACAACCCCAGAUCUAAUAUGGAAUAACAUCGGAGUCGCUAACUGGCCCUACAUCGAGCUCAACGCAGCCGUCACAUACGUCUCCCUUAGCACGCCCAAACCCCUGAUCUCUUGGCUCUUCCCUAACCUUCUUCCCUCCGCCGGAAAUCCAGAUUAUGACAAUUUUACUGCUGGCAUUAAUGUCAAAAUCAGCAAGUUUGCACUGGAAGCGGUUGGUGGGAGCGCAAAGUCGGAGUACUAGUAUGGGGACGUCAAAAAGUGAGACGGACAAAAUUUGAUAAAAAGGCAUAACGUUGAGCUGUGUGAUUUAUUAGCGGGAUAUUUUAGAGUUUUGAUACGGCAAUUGGCAGAUUUGGCAUUGGGAAUAGAGGGCUGCACUAUUGAUUACUA
Molecule: messenger RNA, 836 nt
Organism: Hyaloscypha bicolor E
Lineage: Eukaryota; Fungi; Ascomycota; Leotiomycetes; Helotiales; Hyaloscyphaceae
Exons: 4
Coding region: 259-687 (142 amino acids)
Source: RefSeq, a predicted model, not a curated record